Molecule: messenger RNA, 1677 nt
Organism: Fusarium subglutinans
Lineage: Eukaryota; Fungi; Ascomycota; Sordariomycetes; Hypocreales; Nectriaceae
Product: ATP-dependent RNA helicase DBP2
Exons: 7
Coding region: 1-1677 (558 amino acids)
Biological process (GO): rRNA processing
Cellular component (GO): ribonucleoprotein complex; cytoplasm; nucleus
Molecular function (GO): ATP binding; RNA binding; RNA helicase activity
Source: RefSeq, a predicted model, not a curated record
AUGUCUGGCUACGACGGCGGAUACAGCGGCGGCGGUGGCCGCGGAGGAGGUGGCUACGGCGGUGGUGGUUACGGCCGUGAUCGCGGCGACCGUGGUGGUGACCGAGGUGGUGACCGCAAUGGUUACGGCGGUGGUGGCUACGGAGGCCGAGGUAACGGAAAUGGUUACGGCGGCGGCGGCGGAGGAGGUGGUUUCGGAGGCGGCUAUGGAGGAGGUGCUGGCGGUGACCGUAUGGGCGCCCUCGGCGCUGGCCUCAAGAACCAAGAGUGGGAUGUCAACGCCCUCCCCAAGUUCGAGAAGUCUUUCUACAAGGAGCACCCUGAUGUCUCAAGCCGAUCUGACGCUGAAGUGGAAGCUUUUCGCCGCAAGCACCAGAUGACCAUCGCUGGCAAGGAUGUUCCCAGACCCGUCGAGACAUUCGAUGAGGCUGGUUUCCCCAGAUAUGUCAUGGAUGAGGUCAAGGCGCAGGGCUUCCCUGCCCCUACUGCUAUUCAGUCUCAGGGUUGGCCCAUGGCCCUUUCCGGUCGUGAUGUCGUUGGUAUUGCCGAGACAGGCUCCGGAAAGACUCUUACGUAUUGUCUCCCCUCCAUUGUCCACAUCAACGCUCAACCUCUCCUUGCUCCUGGCGACGGCCCUAUUGUUCUCGUCCUUGCCCCUACUCGUGAACUUGCUGUUCAGAUUCAGGAAGAGAUGAAGAAGUUUGGCCGAUCUUCUCGCAUCCGAAACACUUGCGUUUACGGUGGUGUCCCUAAGGGUCCUCAGAUUCGCGAUCUCUCUCGAGGAGUUGAAGUCUGCAUUGCCACUCCUGGUCGCUUGAUUGACAUGCUUGAGGCUGGUAAGACUAACUUGCGUCGUGUCACUUACCUCGUUCUCGACGAGGCUGAUCGCAUGCUUGACAUGGGUUUCGAGCCCCAGAUUCGCAAGAUUAUUGGCCAGAUUCGACCUGACCGACAAACUCUGAUGUGGUCCGCUACUUGGCCCAAGGAGGUCCGCGCUCUGGCUUCCGACUUCCUCCAGGACUUCAUUCAGGUCAACAUUGGUUCCAUGGAGCUUGCUGCCAACCACCGUAUCACACAAAUCGUCGAGGUUGUCACAGACAUGGAGAAGCGAGACCGCAUGAUCAAGCACCUUGAGAAGGUUAUGGAGAACAAGGAGAACAAGAUCCUCAUCUUCGUCGGUACAAAGCGAAUUGCCGACGAAAUCACUCGAUUCCUCCGCCAGGAUGGAUGGCCUGCGCUCUCCAUUCACGGUGACAAGCAGCAGAACGAGCGUGAUUGGGUGCUUGACCAGUUCAAGACUGGAAAGUCCCCCAUCAUGGUGGCUACUGACGUAGCCUCGCGUGGUAUCGAUGUGCGCAACAUCACUCAUGUGUUGAACUACGACUACCCCAACAACUCGGAGGACUACAUUCACAGAAUUGGUCGUACCGGCCGUGCUGGUGCCAACGGUACCGCUAUCACCCUUUUCACUACUGACAACCAGAAGCAGGCCCGUGAUCUUGUCAAUGUUCUCCAGGAGGCCAAGCAGCAGAUUGACCCUCGCCUUGCUGAGAUGACUCGAUAUGGCGGCGGCGGUGGUGGACGCGGCUACGGUGGAUGGGGACGUGGUCGCGGCGGUGGUGGUGGUAGAGCCAACGCCAACAACCAGCCCAUCGGCAACCGUAACCGUCGGUGGUAA